This is a messenger RNA of Gastrolobium bilobum, 3651 nucleotides long. RefSeq names its product protein STICHEL. Bases 1 to 3651 code for a protein of 1216 amino acids. Gene Ontology annotation, cellular component: nucleus; DNA replication factor C complex; DNA polymerase III complex. Gene Ontology annotation, molecular function: ATP hydrolysis activity; DNA clamp loader activity; DNA binding. Gene Ontology annotation, biological process: DNA-templated DNA replication; DNA repair. Lineage: Eukaryota; Viridiplantae; Streptophyta; Magnoliopsida; Fabales; Fabaceae. The transcript is spliced from 8 exons. The record is from RefSeq and is a predicted model, not a curated record.
AUGUCAGAAAUGCGAGUGUCUGAUCCGAGCAAGCUUCACCUGAAGAAGGAGCUCACCCAAAUUCGUAAGGCUGCUCGUGUAUUGAGGGAUCCUGGCACAACAUCUUCAUGGAAGUCACCACUUAGUUCCUCAAGAUCUGUCGCUGCUGCUGCUUGGAAGGACAGUACUGCCACUCGGAGUAGAAGGUUCUCUCCCAAUGCUCAACACAACAGCAACGACAAAGAUAAAGAUAAAGAUAAAGAGAAAGAGAAGAAGGUGUUCUUGUAUAACUGGAAGAAUUACAAAUCGUCGAGCGAGAAGAGUGUAGUGGCCAAAUACAAUGAGGAAGAAGAAGAAGAAGAUGAUGGUGGUGGAUCUUCGUCCCUUCUUGGAAGUUUUGAGGACAGCUUGAGUGAUGCUCGCAAUGGUUGUGGUUCAAAGAGUGAUACUUACUUGGGUGGUGGAACUCGUUCUUCUAUUUUCGGAUGUGGAGAUGCAAAUCUUGUUUCCCCAGCAGCUAGAAGAACAGCGACCGUCAAGAAAAAGAGUAAGACAACCAACGCCCAUUUUGAUAUUUUAACAAAACAUCAGCAUCAGCAUCAGCAGCAGCAGCAGCAGCAUAGAUUUGUAAAGUCCAAGGCAUUGCAUCCUUCUAUGGCUUUUAGCAGGGAUGUCUCGGUUGAAUACUCUGAUGAUACUGAAGAUUACUCUAACUAUGAGGAUGCAAAACGAGUUUUAGGGACAUCUCCUUUGCUUCUGAAACUCAAGCAGAGGAAUUGGUCUCGCUCUUCCUCCAAGUUUUUGAAAAGAAGCCAAAAGGAAGACUCUUCCUACUCUUAUAGUACCCCUGCAUUGUCAACCAGUUCUUACAAUAUAUACGGUCCCCGUUAUCCGAGCACCGCUGGAUCCUGGGAUGGCACCACAACCUCAGUGUAUGAUGGUGAUGGUUAUGGUUAUGGUGAUGGUGAUGAUGAGAUUGAUGAUAAUUUGGAUUUUCCUGGCCGCCAAGGGUGUGGAAUUCCUUGCUAUUGGUCAAAGAGGACACCGAAACAUAGAGGGAUGUGUGGAAGUUGUUAUUCUCCUUCACUGUCGGACACUUUAAAGAGGAAAGGAAGUAGCAUACUCUGUGGAGGUCAAACUAUUUAUCCAAGACACCGGAGAUCCUCUUCGGCCUCCCUCAAACGGAGAAUUCCUUCGAGGAGUGCUCGAGGUGUUAUUCCACUGCUCACUAACAGUGGUGAUGUUAGAGAAGGUUCAUCUAUAGGAACUGGUAGGAGUGAUGAUGAACUUUCUACAAACUUCGGGGAGCUUGAUCUUGAGGGCUUGAGCAGAUUGGAUGGAAGAAGGUGGUCAUCAAGUUGUAGGAGUCAGGAGGGAUUGGAGAUUGUAGCUCUCAAUGGAGAAGGGGAGGAUGAAGGCACACCAGAAAAUAGGAGUUUCAGCCAGAAGUAUAAGCCCAUGUUCUUUGGAGAACUGAUUGGGCAGAAUAUUGUGGUUCAGUCACUUAUCAAUGCAGUUUCGAGGGGCCGAAUUGCUCCUGUCUAUCUUUUUCUAGGUCCCCGUGGGACUGGUAAAACAUCAGCAGCUAGGAUAUUUGCUGCUGCCUUGAAUUGUGCUGCUCCUGAUGAGAGUAAUAAGCCUUGUGGUUACUGCAGGGACUGUGCUGAUUUCAUUUCUGGCAAGAGCAGUGAUCUACUGGAGAUUGAUGGAACCAAUAAGAAAGGAAUUGAUAAAGCUAGGUAUCUACUAAAAAGAUUGUCAAUUGGGUCAUCAUCGGCCUCUUCACGAUAUACAGUUUUUGUUAUUGAUGAGUGUCACUUGUUACCCUCCAAGACAUGGCUGGGAUUUCUCAAGUUUCUGGAAGAACCGCCUCAACGAGUUGUAUUCAUAUUUAUAACCUCUGAUCUCGACAAUGUGCCACGAACAAUACAAUCUCGAAGCCAGAAGUACCUUUUUAAUAAAAUUAAAGAUGGGGAUAUUGUGACCAGGUUGAGGAAAAUAUCUACUCAGGAGAACCUCGAUGUUGAAACAAAUGCACUGGACCUCAUUGCUAUGAAUGCAGAUGGUUCCCUUCGAGAUGCAGAAACAAUGUUAGAACAGCUUAGUUUGCUUGGAAAAAGAAUUACUACUUCUCUUGUCAAUGAACUUGUGGGAGUUGUUUCAGAUGAAAAAUUAUUGGAACUUUUGGAGUUGGCAAUGUCAUCAGACACUGCAGAGACGGUGAAAAGAGCCAGAGAAUUGAUGGACUCUGGAGUUGAUCCAAUGGUUUUGAUGUCUCAACUAGCUGGCCUUAUUAUGGACAUCAUUGCUGGAUCAUAUACGGUCGUUGAUGCCAAACCAGAUGAUUCAUUCUUUGGUGGACGAAGUUUGAAUGAAUCAGAGUUGGAGAGGUUAAAAAAUUCUUUGAAGCUUCUCUCCGAGGCUGAGAAACAGUUAAGGACUUCCAGUGAACGCUCAACAUGGUUCACAGCAACUCUGUUACAGCUUGGUUCUAUGCCUUCUCCAGAUCUUACUCAGUCUGGCAGCAGCAGGAGGCAGAGCUGCAAGACAACUGAAGAUGAUCCAUCAAGUUCUUCAAGAGACAUUACUACUUGCAAACACAAGUCAGACCUUCAAUAUAUGCCUCGAAGAUCAACAUCCCCUGCAUCCCAGCAAAAAGCAGUAAAUGGCAAUUCCAGCCAUCAAAAGGAUAUAUCCUCAAAGAUUGAUGGUUUCAGCUUGAAAUCAAAGCCGCCAAAUAGCCCGAUCAUUGAUGAUGGCUCCACACUGGUCUCAUCUGAUGAUCUUAUGGUGGGGAAUAGGAUGUUUAGAUGCAUAGAUUCAGGGAAGUUGUGUGAAAUCUGGGCGUGUUGUAUGGGGAGGUGUCACUCUAAGACUUUGAGGCAGCUUCUACACAAUCAUGGAAAACUUGUGUCCAUAUGUGAAGUUGAAGGUGUUCUGGUAGCAUAUGUUGCAUUUGGGGAUGUAGAUAUUAAACUUAGGGCUGAGAGGUUUUUGAAAAGCAUUACAAAUUCCAUGGAAAUGGUUCUUAGUCGCCAUGUGGAGGUCAGAAUUGUCCACUUGCCUGAUGCUGAAGUGGUAAAUGAGAAGGAACAAAGAAAUAUUCUGGCUGAAGGAGAUGGUGUGAGGGAGAGGAGACAGGAUAAUCCAAUGCAGAGGAUUGAAUCCAUCAUUCGCGAGCAGCGGCUGGAAACUGCCUGGUUACAGGCUGUAGAAAAGGGUUCCCCUGGAUCAUUGAGUCGUUUGAGACCCGAGAAGAAUCAGGUCCUGCCCCAGGAUGGAAUCGAUGGUGUAGACCCACUGGAGUCCAAGGAUUCAACUAAUUUUGCCUCUCAUCUGCAUUGGGAAGAUGACCUGAAUAAUGAAGUUAAAAUUUUGAGUGCUAAAAAUGGAAGGAAUGUGCAGAUGGAUCCGAUUGGUAAAAGGGCAGAUCGUUAUCCCAUGUCCCCAAGUUUGUUACACGACAGCAGUUUAGCAACAAUCUCUGGAAAAGACAAUCUGGGAUAUGAAUCAGCCCCCGGAGCCGGAUGUUGUGGAUUUUUAUGUUGGAAUAACUCCAAGCCUAGAAGUGUAGUUACUGUCAAAGGUACCCCCGUAGGAGCGCGCAAAGUUGGGCGUUUUGCAUUGUUUGGUGAGUGUGGUAAGCCAAAGAGAAAGGAACGGAGAAGAUAA